Messenger RNA from Rhopalosiphum padi (bird cherry-oat aphid), 1206 nucleotides. RefSeq names its product zinc finger MYM-type protein 1-like. The transcript has 2 exons. Lineage: Eukaryota; Metazoa; Arthropoda; Insecta; Hemiptera; Aphididae. The record is from RefSeq and is a predicted model, not a curated record. The coding region runs from base 1 to 1206 and encodes 401 amino acids.
AUGAGUCAAAAACGAAAGAAACCUGAAGUUGGUACUAGUAGUACUCUUCUUAAGUAUGUUAGUAUUAAACCAAAAAUUUCAACUAUCAAUGAACCGCCCAGUCCUCAAAAACUUUUUGCUUCACCGUCACAGUCAACAUCUGAUAUUGUUGUUUUACAAAAUGUGUGGGUCCCAGAUAAUAACUAUAAUUUUCCUAAUCAACAAAUUGGCAAUCAAAAAAGAAAAUUUAAUAUACCAUGGUUAACUAAAUACAAAUGGUUAACAUAUUCAAAAAUUGAAGAUAGUGCUUUUUGUAAAUUUUGCGUAUUAUUUUCACCUUCUGAGGCUGGUUAUAGUUCAAACCAAUCACUUCAUACGUUUAUUAAAAAGGGGUACAAUAAUUGGAAAAAAGGCUUAGAAAAAUUCGAAAAACACGGAAGUUUAAAUUAUCAUAAAGAAGCUAAUUUAAAAGCUGACCAUUUUAUGGAUGUCAUGUUAGGAAAAAUAUUAUCGGUUGAUAAACAAAUUGACAAAUUUCAUCACCAACAGACUUUAGAGAAUCAAGAAAAACUUAAACCGAUAAUAAAAACAAUUAUUUUGUGUGGACGACAAUGUCUACCACUUAGGGCACAUCGAGAUUACGGAACGUUUAAUAUAGAUCAAGAGCCCGAAUGCAACGAAGGUAAUUUUCGAACGUUACUUAGGGCACGAAUUGAUUCAGGAGACACAAAUUUAAAACAACAUUUAAUGACUUGCGGAAAAAAUUCAACGUAUAUUAGUUGGAACAUUCAAAACCAAAUAAUAGAUGCUUGCGAUGAAGUAAUUUUAACAAAACUUGUAACUAAAAUUAACAACGCUAAAUGGUUUACUAUACUCGCUGACGAAACGUCUGAUAUUUCCUCUAUUGAACAAUUCGCAUUGUGUAUAAGAUAUAUUGAAUCAAUCGAUGUAAACAAUUUUAAAAUAGUUGAAAAUUUUUUAAAAUUUGUACCAGUAGAAUCAACUUCGGGUCAAAAUUUAGCAGAUGUACUUUUAACAACAUUGAAUUCAUGUGGUAUUAAUAUAAAUUAUUUACGCGGACAAGGCUACGAUGGGGCUGCAGCGAUGAGUAGCAAAUUUAAAGGUGUCCAAGCGCGUAUAAUAGAAAAAUAUCCAACUGCACUCUAUGUACAUUGUGUUUCACACAGCUUGAAAUUGACUUUACCUCCAAUACUAGGUUAUCCAUAA